This is a messenger RNA of Carassius auratus (goldfish), 868 nucleotides long. RefSeq names its product BLOC-1 related complex subunit 8 (gene borcs8). The record is from RefSeq and is a predicted model, not a curated record. Bases 125 to 511 code for a protein of 128 amino acids. Gene Ontology annotation, cellular component: BORC complex. Lineage: Eukaryota; Metazoa; Chordata; Actinopteri; Cypriniformes; Cyprinidae. The transcript is spliced from 5 exons.
CUAGGAACUACUUAUUGGCCAAGUGUUUUCCUUCGGAUGAUGUUUUGGGAGGAAUCGUAGGGGAACAGCUACGCUUUCAUAAGGAAUUGUCUACAUUUAUAUCACUCAUUAAUAUUUAAUAAAGAUGGAGGACCAAGAAAUGCAAUUGAAAGUAAAAAGAGUGAGUGAUAAAUUCACCGAGAGCAUGUAUGUGUUGGCCAAUGAGCCGUCGAUAGCGCUUUACAGGUUACAAGAGCACGUGAGGAGAUCCCUGCCAGAGCUCGUACAACACAAGACAGACAUGCAGAGUUGGGAGGAACAAAGUCAGGGAGCAAUCUACACUGUUGAAUAUGCAUGCAGUGCGGUGAAAAGCAUGACAAAUAGUAGUCUCUAUUUCAAGAACAUAGACGGUCUGCUCAGGCAAGCCAUUUCACUGAAGGAACAGAUCGGCAGCACGCAGGGUCGAAGAAAAAGAGCUUUGGAUCCUGGCAUGCUUAAGGAUGGAGGAGAAAAGCAUAGCUCUGGGAUAUAAACUGAUGAAGACCUGAACGAUAUACUUUAUUCAAUUGGUGUCACCACUUCUGAUUGAUAAUGAUUGCUAUUUUAAAGUAUUGAAGCCCAUUUCCACAUCCAAUGUUAAAAAAGAAAAAGAAAAAAAGAAAUUCAUAUUGUGAGAUAAAGUCACUAUUGGGAGAUAUAAAGUUGAAGCCUGGACCAAAAAAACAAUCAUAAGUAGCAUAGAUAUAUUUGUUGCAAUAGCCAAAAAAAUAUUUUAUGGGUCAAAAUCAUUGGUUUUUCUUUUAAUUAAUUAAUAUUAAGUAAAGAUCAUGUUCCAUUAAGAUAUUUUGUGCAUUUUCUAUUAUAAGAAUAUCAAAAAUGUAUUAUCAUU